Gossypium arboreum is the source of this 1241-nucleotide messenger RNA. RefSeq lists its product as uncharacterized. The transcript has a single exon. The coding region runs from base 339 to 1241 and encodes 300 amino acids. NCBI's taxonomy places the organism in Eukaryota, Viridiplantae, Streptophyta, Magnoliopsida, Malvales, Malvaceae. The record is from RefSeq and is a predicted model, not a curated record.
AUUUUUCUUUACUUGCAUUCGUGCCAUACAGUAGAUUCAUAUUUAAUACAGAUUUGUCAGAUAACCUGAAUUCCCUGCUGUUGCAUGUCUUCUGUUAUUUUGUAUUUCCAUUGACAUAAACUUCUUCUUUAGAAUUAUCGAAAGCAGGGGGAGAUAGUUCAAAAAAGUACCAACCUUGUCCAGUUUUCUAACAUUUUCAUAUUUGCUUAGGACAAGCCAAAAGAGAAAGACCCAUCUCUCCAAACCUUGAGAUCUUGCUCUCUCGCAUGAAUCCCCAAGAAGAAAGAAGCUUUUGAUUUGAUAUAUCAAUCUUUAAUACUGUAUUAUUAACCGGCAGCAUGAGAAACAUCAUAUCUUGUUUCAAUGAAACCGCAGUACAUGUUUCUCAUCCUUCAUGUUCUAGCUAUUCAACCAAUGCUUGUAUCACUCCAAGCCUUGUCCCUUCAGUCCAGAACGCAGUCGCCGCCACUUACAAAGUCAUUCUAUCAGCCCAGAAUAAGCAGUACUUGAUCAAAGUCAGUUGGUGCAAGAAUCAAACGGGUCAAGGCCUAAGCAUCAACUUCAACCACGACCCUUGGCCCUGUUUCAAGCUCAACACCAAUUUGAGGAUUUUCAGGAAAAUGAAAGGCAGCAAAACGAUCGAAUCCGACCAGUCAAAUAUAGAAAUCUUUUGGGAUCUUUCAGCCGCUAAGUAUAAUGCAGGACCUGAACCGGUUAAUGGGUUCUAUGUCAUAGUCACGGUUGAUUCAGAGAUAGGCCUCAUUUUAGGUGAUACGGCCGAAGAAGAAAUCAACAAGAGGUUCACAAGCACAAUCCCAGUAGCAAAAUCCUCCCUCGUUUCUCGACUAGAACAUUGUUCGGGCAAUACCCUUUAUUUCACCAAGGCUCAGUUUUGUGAUACAGGCAUUUCACAUGAUAUUUUGAUAAGAUGUAGCGGAGAACACGGAGACCUAAAGCAUCCGGUCCUGUCGGUUUGUAUCGAUAACAAGACGGUGAUUCGGGUCAAGAGACUGCAAUGGAAUUUUAGAGGAAACCAGACGAUAUUUGUUGAUGGAUUGCUGGUUGAUCUGAUGUGGGAUGUGCAUGACUGGUUCUUCAAUCCUGCCGCCGGUUCAGCCGUUUUCAUGUUUAGGACAAGAAGUGGAUUGGAUAGCCGGCUUUGGUUGGAGGAGAAGUGGGUGCACAAAGAUGAAGAUAAAGUUGAAUUCUCGUUGUUGAUUUAUGCCUGUAAGAACACAUAA